Staurois parvus is the source of this 1044-nucleotide messenger RNA. The record is from the annotation of a GenBank genome assembly. Lineage: Eukaryota; Metazoa; Chordata; Amphibia; Anura; Ranidae.
AUGGAGGUGGAACAUUUCCAAACCCUUUACCACGUGUUUGUGGCUGCCUUCUGUGUUUUUGUGAUUACUACAGCAGUUGACCAAGGGAGGGUUCGUUGUGAACUUGACCUUUUCCUUUAUGCCUUUGGACAAAUUGGCACGGUUACAUGGUCCUGGAUCUGUAUGUUUGUAUAUACACUGUUGGUGCCAUAUAAAGCACUAGUCUUUUGGGGGUCUUUGUAUCCCAAAUCCAAUCACAAAAUCAUGUUGUCUGCCUUGGUUGUAAUAUUUCUACUUGUGGGUCAGACAUGUGUCCUUUGUAUUUUCCCUGUCUAUGUGGUAAAACAUUACCAGCUGCCUCCAGCAUCAAGUUUCAUCGUCACCCUGGAACAGGUUCGAUUCCUUAUGAAGACGUAUUCCUUUUUACGAGAGGUAGUUCCAACUGUCUUACAGAAGGAAAACAAAGAGGUUCAACUGCCACAACUUUCCAGUUACCUGUAUUUUCUCUUCUGUCCAACGAUGAUCUAUAGAGACAGCUAUCCCAGAACCCCAUACAUCAGGUGGAAAUACGUAAUCAAGUAUUUUGCGAAGUUCCUAGGCUGCAUGUAUUUCAUCUGCUAUGUCAUGGCCACCCUGUGUAUUCCAGUGUUCACCAACAUGAGCAAACAGCCAUUCAGUGUAAAGACUUUGGUGUUAUCCAUCUUCCAAGCUACACUGCCAGGUAUCUUGGUGCUGCUGCUGUCAUUCUACGGCCUUUUGCACUGCUGGCUGAAUGCUUUCGCAGAGAUGCUCCGCUUUGCAGAUCGCAUGUUUUACAAGGAUUGGUGGAACUCCACUUCGUUCUCAAACUAUUACCGGACAUGGAAUGUGGUGAUCCAUGACUGGCUCUUUUAUUAUGUGUACCAAGAGCUUCUGUGGCUGCUGAAUAGAAAGUUUCGGUCAGGCGCGUUGCUGGCUGUGUUUCUCCUGUCCGCUUCUGUGCAUGAAUAUGCCAUGACAGUGUCACUUGGUUAUUUUUACCCGGUUAUGUUUUUGCCUCUUUGCAAUAAUUGGAGUCCUGUUUAA